GGCAGGAAGGAGGGGACCCAGCUUGGCUGGGGGCAGUGACAGGGGGCCCUGGGGUGGGCCAGCCAGGCCUGGAUGCUGCCCAGGCUCUGUGUAGGGCACCUGCCAGCCCACAACCCUCUCUUGGGCCAAUCACAGUACAAACAGGACAGAAGCCAAGAAAGAAAAGAAGAGGUCUUGGCACAGUUGGACAGGGGUGGUGAGGGAAACUGCCAGCCUGGGGCCUGGAAUCAAGACAGACAACACCUCUACCCUGGGGCCAGGCAGCCCUGAUCCCUGAAGGGCCACAUAGACUCAACAUACAAAGAUAUGAACACGUGAGCUCUGAUUCCUGCAGGAAGACGACAGAGACCAGGAGAGGCAGAGAGAGGCUGGGACACGCCCAGGUCCAGCUCCACCAAGCCCAGUCCUGCCAAAGACAACAGAAUAGCCCGAAUAGGAAUUCUGGGAUAGGCCAGAGCUGGCCCAGCUACAGACACAAGGCGAGAGCAUUCACCACAGCCUUCGGGAGAACACUGGGAUCUCCAAGCUACCCCGUCCCCAUGGACUCUACCCCCCUGAGGCCAGCCAGCCAGCCCCACCCGGACGAGGGCCACCCACCGUCCCCUGAAGCUGUCCCAGUCCCCUGGAAGAGUGUGGGCCCCUGCAAAAGCCACAGGGAUUCAGGCCUGGUGGAGACCCCUGCUGGGAAGGAAGCCCAAGGCGAGGAGGACCCUGCGGCCACCCGGCUGGACGUGUUGCGUCUGCGCAGCUCUUCCAUGGAGAUCCGAGAGAAGGGCUCAGAGUUCCUGAAGGAGGAGCUGCACAAAGCCCAGAAGGAGCUGAAGCUGAAGGAUGCGGAGUGUGAGCGGCUGUGCAGGGUUCGCGGGCAGCUGGAACGGGAGCUGGAGGAGCUGACGGCCAGCCUGUUCGAGGAAGCCCACAAGAUGGUCCGAGAAGCCAACAUGAAGCAGGCGGCGUCAGAAAAGCAGCUGAAGGAGACGCGGGGCAAGAUCGACAUGCUGCAAGCAGAGGUGACAGCCUUGAAGACACUGGUCAUCACGUCCACACCAGCCUCUCCUAACCGCGAGCUCCACCCACAGCUGCUCAGCCCCACCAAGGCCGGACCCCGCAAGGGCCACUUGCGUCAUAAUAGCACCAGCAACGCCCUCUGCCCCGCCGUGUGCACCGCGGUAGGACACGCCCCCAGCCUGGACAAGGAGGGCAAAGAGCCCGGGCUGCCCCCUCUCCUCUCCCUGCUCCUCUGCGUGGUCCCCAGCAAGGCGGUUCACCUCACCUACGAGCCGGCCUGGCAGCUCCCACCUGGGGAGCUGCCUGUGGGCCCCACCUCUGCUACCUCUCUCUCCUUUUCCCGACAGGUGGACACGACCCUGUUUGCAGAGUUCCAAGCCUGGAGGGAAUCGCCCACCCUGGACAAGACCUCCCCCUUCCUGGAAAGGGUGUACCGGGAGGAUGUGGGCCCCUGCCUGGACUUCACCAUGCAGGAGCUCUCAGCCCUGGUCCGGGCCGCCGUGGAGGACAACACACUCACCAUCGAGCCCGUGGCUUCGCAAACACUGCCCGCGGUGAAGGUGGCCGCUGUCGAGUGUGGCCGUACCAAUGGGUUCCGGGCCCCGAUUGACACUACAUGUGCCCUGAGUGGCCUGGCCUGCGCCUGUCGUCACCGAAUCCGGCUUGGGGACUCCGAGAGCCACUACUACAUCUCACCGUCCUCCCGGGCCAGAAUCACGGCCGUGUGCAACUUCUUCACCUACAUCCGCUACAUCCAGCAAGGCCUGGUGCGGCAGGACGCGGAGCCCAUGUUCUGGGAGAUCACAAGGCUGAGGAAGGAGAUGUCGCUGGCCAAGCUUGGCUUCUUCCCCCAGGAGGCCUAGGUCAUGGCCCAGGCCUGGAGGGGGGCUCUGAGCUGGAGCCAACACCUGCCCCAGGAGAGACAGACAGACAGACGGGGUCCUAGAGCCAGCCCUGGGCCAGAAGCUGAGCAGAGGGACAAAUGGCCAGGCCGUGGAGGCAGCACUGAGCCGGCAGCAAAUGUCCAUCCCAGGACAGGACCUCAGGAGGUGACCUCUCCCCCCUCGUAGUACUACAGCCACCAGGAGACUUUCAAGAAAGCACCAAAGACCAAGGAGCUGGGAGCCGUACAAAGGGGCUCAGCCCUUGGGAGGGCACCCCUGGGACAGCCAGCACCCCCUCCCCAGUCCCAGGAGCUGCUGCCUGCAGGUGCCUCACUGGCGAGAUCUCCAGGGUAUCUCCGCACCCCCGCCUUUCCUAAGCCCUGGGCACCAGCACCCCCUUGUGGCCAUCCCUCACCUCGUUCCCAGGUGGGCCUGCUGUGCCCAAGGGCCAGAGAGCUAGGAGGAGCGGGCGGGGGCGGACGGGGGCCUCGCUGGCUGUCUUCCACUCCAUCCUGCAUCUGCCUGACAAUGACCCCAAAACAUCCUUAAGAUGUAUCAGGGGCCCUCCUCCCGCCCGCCCGCUCGACCUUCCUCCUUCCCGCCAGCUGAGCCCGAUGCUGCAAGGAGCCUUCGCCCCCACCACUGCUGGGAGGACCGGGGCACUUUCCUCCCAAAGUAGAACACAGCCAGGCCUCAGGAUGCCCUGUUUUCAGCUGUGGAUGGCCGUUCCGACGACGGAGGCUGAGAUCGCCCAGCCCGGUACACAGGACUGGGGUGGGGCAGGCGGGACCCGGGCCCCUCCUCCCCCCUCGCAGCCUACUCAGUACCGGGGUCCAACCUGGACACAUCCCUCACCACGUCCGAUUUCCUCCUCUGAAUGGAAUGUAACGCGAUCUCUAUUUAAUAAAGGACGGCUUUGUUGGUAGAGGCCAGGCAGCCACGC
This is a messenger RNA of Orcinus orca (killer whale), 2835 nucleotides long. RefSeq names its product RAB3A interacting protein like 1 (gene RAB3IL1). The coding region runs from base 540 to 1871 and encodes 443 amino acids. The record is from RefSeq and is a predicted model, not a curated record. Gene Ontology annotation, biological process: exocytosis. The transcript has 12 exons. Gene Ontology annotation, molecular function: guanyl-nucleotide exchange factor activity. Gene Ontology annotation, cellular component: Golgi to plasma membrane transport vesicle. NCBI's taxonomy places the organism in Eukaryota, Metazoa, Chordata, Mammalia, Artiodactyla, Delphinidae.